AGAAAUUUAAAUUUGAAGCUUAGUUUCUCAUCUACAUAUUAUUCGUUUGCUUUGGUGGUAGAACGUGAUAACUUCUGCUUUGGCGCAUGCGGUUCGUAGCCAUACCCGUGCUCGUACCUGUCAUGGAUUCCAAGGAUCGACCGCGAACGCAAGCACGCGUGAUCGCACGAUUUUAUGCGUGAAAAUCAACGAUACAUCGAGAAAUCCGUAUACAAAAGUAAUGCACGAUUAUGAAUCGAUGGUAAAGUGGUGAUUUUGCAUUGAUCCAAGUGUUGGCGUCGUGUAAACAAUCGUCUCAAGAUGAAUCCUCUUGAUACGGGUUACGGGUCUUCUGUCACACGGAGCAUAGAUAUCGAAACCUUGUGCUUGAUGUACACGUUGGACGAUGAACAAAGGACUGAAUAUUUUUAGGGAAAAACGAAAGCUACCGAUAUCUGAUUGUUUAUCACAUUUUAUAUUAAUUUUCUGUGAUAAUCCGCAUGAAUAUUAUUGCUUGGAGGAUAUGUUUUUAACAACAAUUGUAGAUAUGUACAUAUAUAUGUAUAUAUAAGAUUUCUUGGCACGGAUAAUGCAAGUAAAAGUAGACACAAACUUCUUUGGACUUGUUGAGUCCAAUAUAUGUAUAACCGGUAUUGUGUCUGGCAUUGUGUAGGACGCUUAGAAAUUGUACACAAUACCAAGAUUAUACAGCGUGGCUACACAACACCUGCACGCGUACACUUGUCAUAUAAAUUACGAUGAGUGUUGUGCGCAAAUGUGCAUUAUUAAAAAGCAAAUAAAUAUAAUAGAGCAUUAUAUGUGAGACUACUAUCGAACGUAUAUAACGGUUAUCUGCCGAUAGAACGGCACGUGCAACGAUAAUAAUAGAACUGUAGGUGCAUUCACAUACGAGGGAUACCUGUUGUGUAGUAUGUUAAAGAUACAAAGUUUCACGCUUAGGCUCACUUCAAUCAUCAGCGGAAUUAGAUCCGAUUAAAUCGAUAAAUCCAAUCGAGCUAUAGUGUUAGAAAUACGCUUUUGCCUCUCAAUAUGUAUCUUCGAACGAUAGCUUACCAGAGUAGACUAUUGUAAUCUCUAACAUCAUAUUCCAUUGUUUGACGAUCGAUAAGUGUUCAAUAGUUACCAUAAUGAGUUCUCGUAGCUUGGUUUUAUGCCCAACUUUUGUUUCUUUUUUGCGCCUCCAGAUAAAGUACAUUUUUAGUAUCCUCCAAGGUAUCGAUAACUUGUUUAAAAGGAAUUAGGUCGAUGUAUUGUCUACGGAACGUCAGAUUUGAUCACAUUCAGAAUCAACCGUUUUGUAUCUUACGGAUACAUGUAUCUUGGAUAUUUUUUUUUUUUUUUUUUUUUUCAUUUUUGAGAUAUAGAUAAAUCUGUGAAGUCAUUUUACAUUUAUAUAUCACGAGUGCUUGUCAACUGGUUUUGUGCCCAAGGCUGUUCAGUGAUAAUCAAAUUCCAUUCCAUUUGGAAGGCGUGUUCUAAAAAUUCAUUAUAUGUUCUCUGAUUCCAAUUAUAGAAGUUCAAUUAUUCUAAAUGUCGCGAACAAUUGGUUUGAUAAGGAAGAUAGUAAAAUGACAUAUAAAAGGUCGUUAGAUAAAAUGAUUUAAAAAUCGGUAAAGAUUUUCGCUAGUAUUGUUCGUACUUCGCAUCUAAUCGCAUGUUUCAUUACAAUUUUAUUCCGAAUUGUCGUUUAGUCAAUAUAGUUAUUUAUAUCGACCAGUGGAUGUCAAAUCUUAGAUUAUUUUCGGCCAGAUAUCUUUUUAUAUCUGGAUUGCCAAAUUAAUAGAUUUUUACUGCUAAAAUCUAAAUGACUCUGUAGCAAACAUACGUUGGAUCAAUGAUAGGGAAGUGAUUGCUAAUCACGUGGUGCUGAAGCAUGCGAUAAUUAGGGAAUGAUAGUUGAAUCGUGAGCAAAUUUUAUAUAUUCUCUAAUGCAAUCUUGUAAAUUAAUUCUCUAAGUUAAAUAUAAAAAUUGAUUAUCCUAUUUUUCUUCUUCUUCUAUUUCUUUUUCUUUUUUAAUAAUUUAAAUAACGUUAACGCAACUUUUGUAUCGCUCGAUGCGGAAACGCGCAUAUCCGUUAUCAUUUCCUGUAAUGUCAUUGUAAAACAUAUAUGGUACACUGUAUCCUGACUCCUUUCGUGACGAGAAAUAUGCUUCGAAACAUUGUGAAUAGCGUAUAUAGAAAUGCAUCUACUUUGUCCCAUCGAAAUAAAUGCUCUUCGGCACGCGUUUUCCGCUCGUUUCGAUUUGCAAUAACGUUUAUUUUAUCGGAAUGACACGAAAAUGUUCGGCAUGUAUCGAAUAUAAAUAGCGUACGGUAUUUUUCGCGCAUGUGAAUGAUUUGCAGAAAAACGUACGAUGUAACGUGAUUAAAUACGUUAAUAGCAAUUUGGUAUUGCUGUGGGAAAUGAUAUUGCUGGAAAAAGCCGAUCUAUUUUUGCGUUGCGUUAAAUAGAGGCGUGCGAGGUCAUUUUGUUUCGCCAUUCUCCCAUAAUCGUCCUGUUUCGCCACGAUUUUCAUUCUUAAUACGAUCAUCGUUAAUGUACCAUUACAAUGUUAUAAAUUAACGUUAAUAUCGUAACGCAUUAAAUGAUCGUACUUUUGUGAAAUCGAUCAACAGAUCAGAUUUUCGAAGAUAUAUCCGAUUUUUUCUUUUCAAACAGGAGAAACGUGAUUAAUAUUCACGAACGGAAUGGAAUAAAAUUAACUUAUUCAAAUUUAUUUCGUUCGAUACGCAAUCGCGUGUCGGGACUUUCAAUUAUUUCGAUAAAAAAAAAAAAAAAAAAAAAGAAAAACCGUAAGAUAUCAAGAAGUCUUAUUUUCAACGUCCCUUUGCAAUAAAUCUUUGAAAAUUUUUGCAUACGAGGUGCGCGUAUUUACCGUUUCGCGUAAGUCUCGAUAUUUUAUGGAAAAGUGGAAUUUAGAGGUUCCUAUGGAUUUUUAUUUAUUGCCGUUCACAAUGCACUUCCUCGUUCGUGAAUAAUACCCAUCUAACUCGAUCAAUUUUCCCUGGCUACGGUUUAUAUUCGCGCCACGAUUUCGAACGUACAUAACACACGUACGUACGAGCGUACGUAACUUGUUGACAAACCUCUACACGAUUCGGGACGACUUCCUUCACUUUCUCGACUGGCUGUCCCGCCGCUUCCUAUCUCGCCCAGUCGAGGUCGAGCUGGUGAACGAUUCACCUUGCUCUUGAAAGUAUUGCUCGCGGAAGUUAUCGUCAACUUUGAAAAAGAGGAAUCCUCCAUUCUCUUUCCGAUCGUGGUACGAGGAAAUAUCUGCCGACACAGUUCUUCUCCUUUCCGUUUUUUAAACUGUGAUUCGUGUUAGUGUCGUGUCGUGUGUGGUGUGUAGGUGAUAUCGAGUUUCAAGAGUUUUCAGUGGUUGUUGAAGAAAUUAGUUUGUAACGGUAACAAACUCGGAAAGCCGUAACUUCCAUCCGGAGGAGCAGGUGGCAGCAAUCGCGCUGGAGCUUUAAGAACCAAGGGGUGGAGAAGGCUGGAGAACGCGUUUCCCGUCGGAUACUUGGAUCAGCCGAGGAAGGAGGAUCGUUUUCAAGGAAGCUUUCGUGCAACCUGUGCACGUUCUCCUUCUUCGUCAGUAACAGGCAAGAAAGACUUAAAAGGGGGUGGCGAGGAUGAGGCAAGUAGUUGUGUUGGAGCCGGCUGGCAGCGUUCUGGUGAUCAGGCAGACUUCCCUCGGUAGUAACGUCACUACCGGUAACACCAAUUCCAAUGUUGGAUCCAAUAACGCUCACGAGACCCAUGGGCUCGCCAAUCACGCCGCUGUGUCCACGAUUGCCUCCAAUGAUCACAAUCAGAAUCGUAUCGUCGUCGUGCGCUCGUCCUCCUCGACCUGCAUGACUACCACGGCUGACAAUCAUUCAUCCGCGAACGGUAACAACAUCAAUAUUAACGGCAACCUGAACGGGAACUCCGGGGCAAUUGGUAGCAAAGCGUCGACGAAGGUUGUGGUUGGUAGCGGAGUUUCCAAGUCGAACGAGAGAAACGAUCAUCUUAGAAACGAUCACAAGAGCCAAGAUGGGAUCGGUGAAUCGAACCCUGGAUGUCGUCCAAGGACGAGCAAGGAAGCAGUUCACGAGAACGUCUCCUUAGACAGGAAGCUCGAUGGCGCGGAUCCCAUCUCCGAUGGAGAUCCGAUAAAACUUCCGGAGAAUUUGGAGACCUUGCCACGAGCUGAACAUUUUCCAACUCAGAGGCACCGAUGGAACACCAACGAGGAGAUUGCUGCCAUCUUGAUCAGUUUCCAAAGACACGCGGAAUGGCAAAGUCGGGAGGUGAAGGUACGACCUCGAAGUGGUUCGAUGUUACUGUACUCGAGAAAGAAAGUCCGUUACCGGCGGGACGGUUAUUGCUGGAAGAAACGGAAAGAUGGUAAAACUACACGAGAGGAUCACAUGAAACUGAAGGUGCAGGGAGUCGAGUGCAUCUACGGCUGUUACGUGCACUCGGCGAUCCUUCCGACGUUUCAUCGGCGAUGUUAUUGGCUACUACAGAAUCCAGACGUCGUCCUCGUUCACUACUUAAACGUUCCUUACCCGGACGGUGAUGCAAAGCUAGCGGCGCUGCCACCGUGUCUCGCACUGCCGCCAGACAAGAAGGAGUGGACGCGUGACGAGCUGGCUUCUCAGCUUAGACCUAUGUUCCUCGGUGGAGACGACGAUCCGAACAAUCCUCACCUUACUCAACACUCGAAUCAUCCCGUCGACAUGAUAGUUUCUCAACUGUUGGACAGACAGAGAGCAUCUUCCACUUCCUCUACCACCAGCACUCAGCUUGCACCUAGGAGAUUAACGCCGGACAAUCAGGUUUCUUCGACUACCGGAGGUCAGCAAUCGUCGACAUCAGCCUCACCGGCUCCUCGCGUAUACUCAAGACAUUCCCACACGACUCAAAGCCAACAACCGGCUCCUUUAGUUUUAAGUUUGCAACAGAUUCAAGGUGGUGGCGGUCUUCUGAUACUGAACAGCCAACCGUAUCACCAUCAACAACAGCAGCAGCAGCAGCAGCAACAACAACAGCAGCAGCAACAGCAACAGCAACAACAGCAGCAACAGCAGCAGCAGCAGCAACAACAACAGCAGCAACAACAACAAAGCCAACAAGUGGAAAUGCAACAGGUUCCGGAGCAACAAAUCGUACAGCAGACGAGCGUGGACAGAGAGCAACAGACCCAGCAGGAAAUAGAAGCCCAGGAAAGUAUGGAUCGUAGCACGGUGCAAUCGUUGCCGAUCGGUGGCGCCGGCCCCGAGGUCACCGAUUUCGCCGAGACUUUGGACCUGAGUCAAGAGGACAUUCAGCGAACGUUAUCCGCGAACAUGGUACCACCAUCCCCGUCCCCUUCCCCGGCGGACAACAGUAUGAUCAAUCCAAUGGAUUUCAUCGAUUCGUCGGACGACGUCCUCGUCAAUUUGGACGCGUUCGACGUGUUCGGUGAUUUGCCGGAGCUUCACGAUUUCGAGGCUGAGCAGACUAAGGCCGAGGAGAGGGGAGGGUCCGAUAACGAUGUGGGAUGUCAUCCUGGAACAACCGUCCAUAUCGCGGAGUACAGUCCGGAGUGGAGUUAUACGGAAGGUGGUGUAAAGGUAUUGGUAGCUGGCCCUUGGACCGGUGGGAGUAAUUCUCAAUCUUAUUCGGUGUUGUUCGACGCCGAACCGGUCGAAGCGUGUUUGGUACAACCAGGAGUGUUGCGGUGUCGUUGUCCAGCUCAUGCUCCGGGGAUAGCGUCUCUUCAGGUGGCGUGUGACGGGUUCGUCGUUUCCGACAGCGUUGCUUUCGAGUAUCGUCGCGCGCCAACAACCGAGCCAAGCCCGGAACGAGCUCUCUUGGACCGUUUGGCGGAUGUUGAGUCACGUUUGCAAGGACCGGGUCCGCCGUCUCCCGCAGCACAUCUGGAAGAGCGAUUAGUGGCGUAUUGUCAAGAUGCCGUUGUCCGUCCGUGGCGAGCCGGAGCGGAACCGUUACAAUCCGGCGGCCCUACUCUCUUACAUUUGGCCGCAGGAUUGGGCUACUCCAGGUUAGCUUGUGCCCUCCUUCACUGGAGAGCGGAAAAUCCUAGUAGCGUGUUAGAUGCCGAGGUCGAUGCUCUGAGGCAAGAUAGCGCAGGUCUUACGCCGCUCGCUUGGGCUUGCGCGGCAGGGCACGCGGAUACUGCCAGAAUUCUGUACAGAUGGAACGCAAUGGCGCUUCGCGUGAGGGAUUGUCAGAACAGAACUGCGACCGAGUUAGCGGCGGAGAACGGUCACACGGCGAUCGCCGAAGAAUUGAAUCGACUCGAAGCGAGAAGACAAGACGAGAGGCUUUUCUUGCGACCCGCCAGCCCUAGCCCUAGGAGGCCAUCUCAAGACAGCGGUCUCGAUCUGGCGUUGUGUGGCUCGCCGCUGCUGGACAACAUGGAAUUGUUGCAAGAGGAUGACUCGUCAUUAGCCCUCAGCGAGCAGGGAAUGGAAAGCGCUCCGACCCCUCAGGAGACUGUAGGGGAAGAAGACGCGAGGGUGCUGACAUUGGCUGAGCAAAUUAUAGCAGCGCUACCGGAAAGGAUCAAGAGAGCGGAAGGUGAUUCUCCGUCUUCUUCCUCGCCACCUCCCCCGGCACCGCCCUUGUCAUCUCUGGAGGAUGCUUUGAUGGAACAAAUGCCGCUCGAUUCUGGAGAAUUGUUCGACUCGUAUCGCGAGUGCAGUGGAGGAGCGGCAUCAGUCUCGGAUGCUGACGCAGAUGCUAGCCCCUCGAGUCCGUCUAGCAGCUGCCUCACACCGGACUCGCCAUCUCCACCGCCUACGACGGCCGACUUCUGCGAAUUCUUGCAGCUGCAGUUGCAGCUUGACGGCAAUAACGGCCAUAACGGCCAGUACUAUUCGACCGGUGGAGAUCGAAAGUUCGGUAACGUGAUCGGCUCUGGGAUUUGCGGGACUGUGACAGGUGGUGGUAACGGAAACGGUGAUGGGAACGAAGCGGAUCUGAGCAGGCUAACUCUGUCCGAUCGGGAGCAAAGAGAGCUUUAUCACGCCGCUAGAAUGAUCCAGAAAGCCUACAGAAAUUACAAGGGGCGACAGAGGCAGGAGGAAGCGGAGAGACACGCUGCUGUACUCAUCCAACAAUAUUAUCGUCGACAUAAACAGUACGCUUAUUUUAGACAAGCUACGAAAGCUGCUCUGGUGAUACAAAGUAACUACAGGAAUUAUCGCUCGCGUCCUGGCUCGGCCAGCUCGAGGCAGCAAGCGGUUCAUCAGCAGGCUGCUCAUCAAGCUGCAAGGAAGAUCCAACAGUUUAUGCGGCAAUCGAAAAUCAAGCUGCAGAACGCCAGGGCCGCCGCAAACGGGAACGGGAGGCCGCCAGCGGGCAUUUUACGGGCGGUUGCUGUCCCCCAAAGCUCGCCCUCAUCUAGCCCAGGGGCCAGCCUAGUAGCCGCCAACCCAGAGGUCACUUAAUCGACUGUCGAUCGAACGGCACACAAAAUGGUGAUGAUACGUCGGACACAAAGUAAUAGAGCCUAGCCAACCAAUUUUAACGUGGCCGCCAAUUUUAACGGGCGAAGUGGUCGCCGUAAUGGCCGAAUUUUCGUCGAGGUUCGCGGAAAAGAAAGAAAGAAAAAAAAAAAAAAAAAAAAAAGGUUCCAAGGAAUAUUACACGAAGUCCAAGAAAUCCUUUGACGAUCAACAACCGACACGGACACGCUUUACUCUCUUACAUCCCUGAUCACGUACCUGCCUUUCGAUCUUAAACGAAAAUCUCUCCAUCAUCUCUUUGACCCACACAAUUCAGACGAGGGAUUCGAUGUCGUCAUCCCGAUCUACCUUUUCGUUUCAUUUCAAUUUAUUCUGAAGCUGCCGUUUAAUAUAUCCAUUUCCUGCAUUUUUUUUCCUCGGUCGACGUGACGCUAAGUGGUAUCAGAGGUAGGUGGUCUAUCAUGGUCUCUCUGACACGUUCGUGUAUAUAUAUAUAUACAUACAUAUAUAUAUACACGUGUUGCAAGGCGAUUCAAGCAUAAUAGAUAAUGCAUUGAUUGAUUUCGAAUCAUUCAUUUAAAAUCAGUCGAAUCAUGAUCGUAGCAUUGUUCGUAGAAUUGCCCUCCGCUCGUGGCAUAUCCAAUUAUUCGACAAUUAUUUUUCACGGUUAACGGUACAAAAAGAAGUUAUGUUUUUUGUUUUGCCGAAAUCUCUUUUUCUUUUUUUUCAGAACGACUAUAUUUGCAUUGAUUUUUGAUACAUUGUAUAAAUACUUUUUUUUUUUUCCUUUCCUUUUUUUUCCAAUCCUUUGCAAAUCUGGCAUCUGGAAUUUGAAGCCUUUGAGCCUUUCUUCAAGUCCAUUUGUUCGCGUUGUCCGUCGAAGUGUUUCACGCGAUAAUACUAAGUUAAGUAUGUUCAUUUCUUUUUUUUUUUUUUUUUAUUUUAAUUAAGAUUACUAACUAUGAUUUACAUUAUGAACGAUACAAGACUCGAUGUAGACAACGACGAUGGAAGAACAGUAUUGUUAAAAAUUUGUAGAAACGUCGUUAAGAAAGAAUUUUUUUUCUUAUUCUUUUUUUUUUGUAUGAUUCACACGCAUACGUACACACAUACACACAUACAGACAUAAAAAAUACUUGUGUAUACUAUUUUACGUUUUCCCAUAUUAAUCUCGGAAUGAGAGAGAUGAAAAAGAAUAUAUUAAAUAUUUAUAUCGCGCGUUAUUUUAAACGAGAAUUUAAAGACGUUCUAUUUGUUUGCUUUUUUUAAUUUUUAUUAAUAUUAAGUAUUUAAUAUUUAUGAAAAGCGAUCGAAAUUCGACACGCGAAUCUUUUAUUUGUAGCUGUCGUAUCGAACGCUUUUCCUCAUUUAUUUUAUUUUUUUCUCACUAUAUAUAUAUAUAUAUAUAUAUAUAUUUACGCGAAAUCGAAUUUUUGAAUCAAAAGAGAUUCGAAUCUCGUGUCAUUUUUUUCAUUUCUUUUUUUCUUUUCUCUUCUUUUCCCUUCUUUCUUUCUUUCUUUCUUCUUUCCUUUUUUUUUCUUUUUUUUUUUCUCUUUACGAUCAAACGUGAUGCGAAUGUUUGAUUGCCGUUUGAUAAUACGGUGCAAUAUCCAUUGUACGCGAACGUUCAGAAGAUAUUUACGAUACUGCAUAAUCGAAAUUAGGUGGCAGCAAUGAUCUCUUCUUUGCACGAUACAAUUUCUUUGUUGCUUUAAAAUAAGAAGAAUACGAUUCAGAUCGAUGAACGAGAAAGACAUUUUAUUUUCGCUGAAGUAUCUGGUGUAUUUGAGAUCUGAGGAAGAAAGAGAGAGAGAGAGAGAGAGAGAGAGAGAGAGAGAGAGAGAGAGAGAGAGAGAGAGAGAGAGAGAGAGAGAAAGAGAGAGCAUGGACGAGAGCAUGAGCGUGUGAGCAAGAAGGCUGCUAGAGAAAUAAAACAAACAAAAAAAAAAAAAUGUGAGAACUAGAGAGAGUUUAAACAAAAAAGUAAGAAGUAAAAGCAACUUAAAAAAAAAAAAAAAAAAAAAUCCAUAAAAAAAUCAAGAGCCCUUUCUCUAUUUAAACGGGGGGGCACUUCAUCCACGGGCUGUGCUUAAAGUCACAGUAUAAUCAACUUUGUAGAAUUAUAUUAGGAUAAGAUAGUCGACUACAUUGUUACAAAACUACCUACCGUUUCUCUCUCCAGUAGGGGAUUUUUUUAAAGGUUCUUUAGAUAAAAAAAAAAAGUGGGGAAAAAAAAAAUAGAGGUAAAUUAAGGUGUAGCGAGGCGGAAUAUAUGCGCACGGGGGCACAGCCGUGGUACCCGCGUUCAAAUUCAUUUAAGAAGACAAAAAUCUAUUGUGAUAAAUUAAUGGUGAUCCAAGAAAGUAUUUCCGCGGAAAAUACUAAAGAAAAAAAAAAAAAGUUACGCAAAAAAAAAAAAAAAAAUCGAACGUCUCGACGUCCACUGGGGACACGAGACGCCGAGACGAAAAAAACAGACAGACAGACAGACAAAUCCGGUAUGAUGAGUUUUGAGAUUAACCGCCGUCAGAUCUGUCGGGAGAAUCUGUUGAUAGAAGGACCGAUUGAUCCUCAUCUUCUAUAUAUAUAUAUAUAUAUAUAUAAUAAUAUAAAAUAAUAUAUAUAUAUAUAUAUUAAAGAUAAAAAGUAAAAAAAAAAAAAAGAAAAAAAAAUUAAAGAAUCCUGUGUUGAUCCUCCGGUAUUUAAGACAAACUAUGAGGUUUUUGUAGCGAGAUAAUUAUUGUGCGGAGCGCGAAUGGGAGAAAGAGAGAAAAGAAAUGAAUUAUGAUAAAACUGUACACACGAGUCAAUUCCAACGAGCAUUUUCAUGCCAUUAAGCUUAAAGAAUUAUUAGUUGAUAAUGAAAAACAAAACAAAAAAAGAAAAAAAAAAAAGAGACGAUAAGAGGGAAGGGUGCGAAUGGAAGAAGAGGAAGAAAGAGAAUAACAAAUUCUUACACUCUUUUAAUCAUUGUUAAUUAAUUAAUUAAUUAAUUAAUCACGAUCCUAUCGAUACUUAAAAUGAGACGAGUAAAAUAAUAAUUAUUAUUAUAUACACAAAACUAUUAUUAUAUUCAUAUUUUUGCUUAUUACAUAUUUAAGAAAAUAUUAAACGAGGGCUAGCGAGUAUAGUAUACAUUACUAAAAGAGAAAACGAAAAAAAAAAAAAUGAUUAAAAAGAAAAAAAAAAAAGGGGGAGCGAGGCCGAUGGCGAAAAGGAAAUCUCACUUUAGGAAAUAUUUUUAGUCUGUCGGGCUUUGUACAACUUCGUGCGUGGCAAUCAAUCUUCGAAUUUUACCAUUAAUGUUAAUAUAUCUUUUUUCGAGAAGCGAGAAUAAAAGAGAAGAGAAAAAUUAGAACUUUGUACACACGCCGAGAAUAAAAAUGGGUUUUCUUCUUUUUUUUUUUUUCUUCCGAGUUUCCGAGACAGUGGCCCGAUCUUCGAAUGCAGCGGUUACGUCGCUUUUCCGAUAUUCGAGAACAAAAAAAAAAAAAAAGAAAAAAAAAAAGAAAUAUUAAAACGUAAUAAUCAAAGAAAAAAGUUUGAUAAAAUAUUUGCACACAGUAUUUUUCGGUCGUGAUUAAGGAAAGUUCCCAUGAUGGAAAAGGCGACGCCGCGGAUAAAAUAUUUCAGAAGUUCCCCGUUUAUUAUUCUUAGAAUCGCAUUAAAUUACCACGUACAUCAAGAUUAUCGAGGUGUAUGGAGAACAUGGCGGGAUUAAAAAUAAAAAAAUGAGAAAAUGCUAAAAAAUAAUAUUAAUUAAAAGACAUCGCUAGGGUAGGCGCUUCGAGGAUACAUAAACUUUAAAAGUCACUUAAUAAAAAUUAUUCUCAAAAUAUAAAAGUUUAAUAAGUAAACAAAUUUUUAAAUCUACGUAAGAAAGCCAAGAGUCAAAGACGACUAGAUGAUAGGAGCCGCAUGGCCUAACUGCUGCCACUUUAAUUAAUUAUAAAUAAUUAAUUAUAACUUUAUUACUACUUAAUUAAACUCGAUACAAAUGAGAAAAUAUGUCAUGCCACUUUUCAAACUAAACUUUCUAGAUGCAGAGACGAAUCAGUAGGUAUAGAAGACUAUUAAAAGAAAACUUCUCUUCUAAUUGGGAAUGAUUGAUUCGCGCUAUAGAUUCGAAUAUUUCCAAUUGUCCAGUCUCCAGAAAAUCGCACGAGAUAUAUAUACGCGUGUAAGAUGCCUCGUUAUAAACCAGCACGACUUUUCACACGAAAAUUGGCAUUUCAAAUUGCAUAAGAAUUCGUUGUCUGUCCUCGAAGAAAUACAUACAGAAAUACAUUUUUUUUUUUUUUUCAAACGAGCUGAAAAUACUAUCGACAUCAUAUACGUGUUUCUUCAUCUAUCGGUCGAAAAAAAGAAAAAAAAGAAAAAAAAAAAAAAAAGAAAAGAAAGCAUGUGGAGAAGCAUUGCGAGAUUGAUUGAUUCAUAAGAGAAAAAAAGGAGAAAAAAGAGAGAAAAAAAAAAAAGAAUUUUGCAUGUCCACGCGUUUUUUACGACGAGAUACGACGAGCUUCGAUCUUGAUGUCAUGUUGGUGUAUCACGGGUCAUCCUGUAGAACGUUUGUAUCACGAUGUCGAAAAGGUCGAAACGAUCGGAUAUCGGUGCCUAGCUCAUGUUCUACUCACUGUUCCUUGAUUAAGACGGUCACUUUGUACCUGCUUGCUGCCUGCCUGGCCCGUGCGUUACAUAAACAUAUUUCUAGUCUUAUCGAGGUGAUCAAUCCUCUGUAUUUUACUCGAUAAUAACGUCCAAGCAUGUCGCGUACUUUCGUUGUGAUAAUCCGACGGCGUGGCGUCCCGACGGCCCUUGCCGUCCAUGCGGUUUUUCUACACGAUAUCGAGGAAGCGUAACGCCGAUUAAUUAUUUGUUAUAUCCCAUUCGAUUUCGCGAAGAGCAACUAUCCCGAAGGAAGGUUGAUGGUUUCGACAGCUGUUUCGACAUCUACAUCCAGCCGACGUUUGAAUUCACGUUCGAAAAUUCACGAAGCUGAUUUUCUUGGAUACUAUAUAUGUAUAUAUGUAUAUAUAUACAUAUACACGCAUAUAUAUAUACAUACAUAUUUCCUUGUCAUCGGGCAAGACGCAACAUGAACGAUGAUCGAUUGUCGACACGUGGUCAAUCCGGUUCCAAGGGAAUCCAUCUGAUCGCGUGAAUUUUGGAACGAUGGCUGCAAUUAAAAUUUAAACAAGUUCGUGCUACUUUUAGUGGAAACGAAUAAUGGUAAAGGCUCCAUCUCUUGUAAUAUUUUUAUUAUCGCAAACGUAAUAUUACAUUAUUAUUAAAUUAUAUUAAAUAAAGGAUUACGCCACUGUUUAUUAUUUAUUGACUAACGUUCGACUAAUAUUGUAAAUAAUAACGAAAAUAUUUUAUCUAUAUUUCCGAUCCGGGGGUGUUGGGCGGGGCAGCGUAUUACCUCUUGUCCGCCCUUAUGGCGAUCCUACGAUCGCCGUUCGCCCACCCCCUAUUGUUACACCAUUUCAUCAUUGCAUUUAAUAAAUUAUAUAUUUAUUGA
Molecule: messenger RNA, 12987 nt
Organism: Apis laboriosa (Himalayan honeybee)
Lineage: Eukaryota; Metazoa; Arthropoda; Insecta; Hymenoptera; Apidae
Gene: Camta
Product: calmodulin-binding transcription activator 2
Exons: 17
Coding region: 3639-7448 (1269 amino acids)
Biological process (GO): regulation of transcription by RNA polymerase II
Cellular component (GO): nucleus
Molecular function (GO): double-stranded DNA binding; transcription coregulator activity; protein binding
Source: RefSeq, a predicted model, not a curated record